Morchella sextelata is the source of this 1281-nucleotide messenger RNA. RefSeq lists its product as uncharacterized. The transcript has a single exon. Gene Ontology annotation, biological process: transcription by RNA polymerase II. NCBI's taxonomy places the organism in Eukaryota, Fungi, Ascomycota, Pezizomycetes, Pezizales, Morchellaceae. Gene Ontology annotation, cellular component: nucleus. The record is from RefSeq and is a predicted model, not a curated record. The coding region runs from base 1 to 1281 and encodes 426 amino acids.
AUGAACAUCCCCGGCGAAAGGUUUACAAUCCCGCUCGAGAGCGACUCGGAAGAUGAGUCACCGCGCGGGCCUCCUCCUCCGCAGCUUAAUGCGGGCCUCGGCUUCAUCAGAGAUAUCGUCGAGAAGCCCGUCUCGUCGGCUCCAACUGCCCCAGUCCUGCCACCAAACGCCACAUCGACCGGUUUCCCGGCGCACAAGAAGAGGGGCCCGUCAAAGUUCCGGCAGCGUGCACAGCAGGAUCUUGAAGCACAGAGGCGGAGACAGGCAGCAGCCCCCCCGCCACCGCCGCCACCACCACCACCACCUGCAUCUGCAUCUGCAUCUGCACGGGGUGGAGCUUCGCAGGAUGAGCUUACGGAGCGGCAACGGAUCAGCGAUGAGAAUGACCAGAGGAUUGCAGCCAUGAGCGCCGAGGAGAUUGACGAGGAGCGGCAGGAGCUUCUCAAAGGGCUCUCGCCGGCGCUGAUCGAGCGCCUGCUGAAGAAGUCGACCCUGAACCACGGCGCCGUCCACGGCUCCUUCAACGACGAAACAGAGGCGACGCAGGAACCCCAACCCCAACCCCAAUCCGAGACCCCCAAACCUGCUCCCUCAUCCAAGAAAGUGAGCUUCGACCCCACGCCCGCCACUGCACCCCCAGCGCCUACUGUAACAGGCAUCGGCGAAGACGCCCUCCCCCCACCCACCCACGUGCACUUCCCGCGGCCCCCCACCUCAAAGGACAACGACGACCUCGACCCCAGCGACCCCGAGUUCUUCACCCAGCUGCACACCAAAUACUUCCCGUCCCUUCCCGCCGACCCCUCCAAGCUCGCAUGGAUGAACGCGCCGACCGCCGCCGAGGACCUCUCCUACCACCCGUCGCAGACGGACCUCCCCGUCUCUGCCCUGCGUUUCGACUUCCGCGGGGACCUGCUGCCGCCGCGCAAGUCCAGGGAGCUCCCGGCGAACUUGGGGCUGCACCACCAUGCGGAUGCGCCGAAUGCGGCGGGGUACACGGUCCCCGAGCUGGCGCGGCUGGCGAGGAGUGCGUUCCCGACGCAGAGGUGCAUGGCGAUGCAGAUGCUGGGAAGGAUCCUGUAUAAGCUGGGGAUGGGCCACUAUGGCGUGGAGGAUAUCACGCAGGGGCUGUGGAGGUGCAUGGAGGAGGGGAGGGUCAUUGCGGGGUUGGAGGAGGCCGCGGCUGGCAGGCAGGGGGGCCAUCUGAGUGUUAAGGCGUAUGCGACGGAUGCGUUGUGGCUUUGGCAGAAGGGGGGUGGGCAUAGGUGGAAGGCUGAGUAG